Alternaria alternata is the source of this 1998-nucleotide messenger RNA. Its product is annotated as ribosome biogenesis protein Sqt1. The transcript has 3 exons. NCBI's taxonomy places the organism in Eukaryota, Fungi, Ascomycota, Dothideomycetes, Pleosporales, Pleosporaceae. The coding region runs from base 169 to 1590 and encodes 473 amino acids. The record is from RefSeq and is a predicted model, not a curated record. Gene Ontology annotation, molecular function: protein binding.
CGACGGGGUUUUGGGCAAAAAAAGUUCCUCCCGAAGGUGCAAUUCGACAUUUCUAAGCAAUACACUACGAAGACUCAUAUAACAUCGCGCAUACUGCAGUGCGUAUUUUGUACACGUCCUGUACCUACUAUUCCCCCUGCAAAAAUCGUUAUCGAGCAAGCCCACAACAUGUCAAGCACAAAUCCCACGUCGAACCAGCCUCAACACGAUGAGGACGACAUCGAUGUACACGACGUAGACAACACACUUGACGCCGAGGAAGCCGAGGAAAUUGUAGAGGACGAUGGCGACGUUCCCAUGGACUCAGACGACGAGGGCGACGAGGGUCGCCAAGAAAUGCAGAUGGAGAUCAACCUACAAAACGACUCGGUCGCGCAUUUUGACCAACACAAGGACAGCAUCUUCUGCAUAGCGCAACAUCCAGUGCACCACGAGAUCAUCGCCACAGGAGGCGGCGACGAUGUCGGCUACAUUGUCGACGUGUCUUCGGCGGCAGCAGCGCAACCGAGCAGCGACGGACAACCCACCGAGCGCGACGGCCUGAAGAGCAUCUUCACACUAGACGGACACAAGGACUCGGUCAACGCCAUUACAUUCACUCAGCCAAAGGGACAAUUCGUAGCGACAGCUGGCCUGGACGGCAAAUUGCGUGUUUGGCAGGGCGUUCCCGACGGCAAGAAGUGGAAGUUCCUAGCAGAGGCGCAGGAGGUUGAGGAGAUCAACUGGGUCGCCCCGAACCCGUCGCCCGACCACCCCAACGUUAUCGCGCUUGGCGCGAACGACGGCUCGGUAUGGGUGUACCAGAUCAGCACAGAGAAGAACAACGAGCUACGGGUGCUACAAGCUUACUACCUCCACACCGAGACCUGCACUGCCGGCACAUGGUCACCCGACGGUUCCCUCCUCGCUACCAUCUCCGAAGACUCGAGUCUGUACGUGUGGGAUGUAUUCGGUGAUGCUGCCUCCCAGGGUCUCACAGCGACUACCGACUCGCAAGCCGUGGUUGGUCUGACAGGCCUGGACGAGCGUUUCCGUGUUGAGGGCGGACUAUACUCUGUCGGUAUCCCGCCAUCUGGCGCAUUCGUCGCAGUCGGUGGUCCCGAAGGUCAAAUCCGAAUCGUCGGUCUACCGCGCCUUUCCCUCGCCGCGCCCGCCCAAGCAUCAACAUCGUCGAGUGCUGGACAGAUCCUGGCCAGUCUCCAGGCAGGAAGCGACAACGUCGAGUGCAUGAGCUUCUCCUCCGCGCCCCUCACCCUCAUGGCCGCCGGCAACGUCGACGGCUCCAUCACCCUCUUCGACACCGCACAUCGCUUUGCCGUCCGAAGGCGGAUAGAAGAUGCGCACGCCGACGAAGAGUCCCCACAGGCUGUCGUCAAGCUCGAGUUUGUCGCCAAGGAAGGUCCAGGAGGUUGGUUGCUGACGAGCGCGGGAUACGACGGUGUCCUGAAGCGAUGGGAUGCACGAGGCGGAACAGCUGCGGCUGGAAAGGGCCUCGUAGGCGAAUGGAAGGGACACAGGGGAGGCGGUGAGGGAGGAGGUAUCAUGGCCUUUGUACAAGGAGCUGCUCAAUGUUCAGGAAACACUAUCUGACCUGGUAUACACGAACAUCUCACUCACCCAUACCGUUCCGUGUGCACGUUAUCGGUUCCUGGCUACCACAUACAACACAACGCCGAAAACCCGAAUCAAACAAGUAUGAAACCACCUACCCAAGCACGACCGAACAAUCUCACAAACACGUCUGUAUGGCCCCGGGUAACGCCUCCACUACCAUCAACACUCUUUCCAUAAGUUGCUUCAUCUGGUAGGUACUAUUGGUAGCGGAUAUAGCUUGCUGGCGGUCGUGUUCUAGAUGUGCUACACGCUACGGGGCAAUGCAGGGCGUAUGUGUGGGGGAGAGGGGGGAGUUUGAGCCAUGGAAAGCCUGUGAGAGUACGGAUGUGCGUUAUUAAAAGGAUGGAUAUCCACGUCUUGCACUACAUGAACGCACCAAGGGAA